Messenger RNA from Cylindrotheca closterium, 1233 nucleotides. NCBI's taxonomy places the organism in Eukaryota, Bacillariophyta, Bacillariophyceae, Bacillariales, Bacillariaceae. The record is from the annotation of a GenBank genome assembly.
AUGGAAGAAACCAAAGAGACAGAGCAAAUCUAUGUCUACCAUGGGGAAGCUUGUGUUCCGGCCGAUGUCACCCACGUUCAGGUGCAUCCAUCGGUAGUUGAAAUCGUCGCCAAGGCCUUUCGAAAUUGUAAAUACUUGCGAGAGAUCUACUUUCCAGAAGGUGUCAAGAUUAUUGGACUAGGCGCAUUUGAGUCAUGUAUAUCACUACAAACAGUGCAACUUUCAUCUACGAUUACAGAAAUUCGAGAUCAGGCAUUCCUCAAGUGCUUUGCGCUGCAAUUUGUUGGGUUCUCAGAGAAUCUUGUGUUGAUUGGCGAUGAAGCUUUUGCUCUUUGCGAGUCGCUCAAGAGCGUGGAUAUUCCUUCUACAACAGAGACGAUCGGGGAUAAUGCCUUUAUGAGCUGUGAAGAUUUGGUGUCUGUUGGCCUUCGCGAAGGUCUCAAGAGAAUUGGUGAAGAUGCCUUUUGUGGCUGCAUGUCGUUGCGGAAUAUCCGAGUUCCAUCCACUGUGGAUGAAAUUCGAGAUGGCUGCUUUUCCGCUUGCCAGUCUCUAAUAUCGGUAGAACUACAUUGGCGAAUGCGGAAGAUUCACGACCAUGCAUUCGAUGGGUGCUCCAAGCUGAAGAAUGUUGCCUUGGCCUCGUCUGUGGAAGAGAUCGGGAAGGAUGCCUUCGCAAACUGUAAAUUACUGCAAUCGCAGUAUGGUGAAUCGAUAAUCGAAGGCUUAGCGUCGCGGUUUGAAAGCAAACCGAUUCAUGAGCUGUGCUACUACCAAUCCUACUUUCCAACUCAAGAUCUGAUGGAAGCUUUAAAGACAGCCUUUGCGAGUUUUGACAGGGAUGGGCAACAACUGGACCUGUCAUCAACUGACAAUGGUACGGGAAUGACUCCACUAGCCAUCCUGUCCAUGUCGACAUUUCCCAAUUUUUCGUUCGCAAAGGGCCUGAUAUCCGUGCACACUGUUGAGCAGCUCACAGCCAAGGACGAGACUGAGCACACCAUUGCUGACUAUCUAUGCACGAAUGAUACACCUACUUCGAAAAAGCUUGUCAUUUUUACAGUAGAGCAAAUAGUCAAGAAAAGAGUGAAUGCGUUGUGCUUGGAUCGUUGGAAAAAGCAAAUACGAGAUGCCUUGUACAAGCUUCCGUCUGGAUGGAAUCCGGAUGUAAGGCAAAAACACAUCAACGAGAUUUACACCCUGCUGAAUGAUCGAGAACUAUUGGAAAGUGUUUGA